Messenger RNA from Falco peregrinus (peregrine falcon), 3571 nucleotides. RefSeq names its product mitochondrial amidoxime reducing component 2. Gene Ontology annotation, biological process: nitrate metabolic process. Bases 163 to 1164 code for a protein of 333 amino acids. Gene Ontology annotation, cellular component: mitochondrial inner membrane. The transcript is spliced from 7 exons. Lineage: Eukaryota; Metazoa; Chordata; Aves; Falconiformes; Falconidae. Gene Ontology annotation, molecular function: pyridoxal phosphate binding; nitrate reductase activity; molybdopterin cofactor binding. The record is from RefSeq and is a predicted model, not a curated record.
UGCCGGGCGCCGCCAGCGCGGCCUUUCUCCCACCGGAGGCCGCGGAGGCCGGGGCGGGCGCGGCCCGCUCGGCGCGUUGGGCCGCGGGGGGGCGGCCGCCAGCCCUCGACCCGCCUCCGCCCGGCCCCUCCGGCCCCACGCCGCCGCCGCGGCCCAGUCGCCAUGAGCGGGGCGCGGGGCGCGCUGGGCCCCUGGCUGCGGCCGCGGCCGGGCUGGCUGUGGGGGGCGGCGGCGCUGGCGGCGCUGGGCGCCUUGCUGGGGGCCUGGCGCUGGGCCGGCGGGCGGAGGCGGGCGCGCCGCCGCCUGCAGCGGGUGGGGACGGUGUUGAACCUCUUCGUGUACCCGGUGAAGUCGUGCCGGGGGAUGGCGGUGGCGCGGGCGCAGGUGACGCCGAUGGGGCUGCGCAGCGGGGAGCUGCGGGACAGGUUUUGGCUUGUGACGAAGGAAGAUGGGCACAUGGUCACCGCUCGCCAGGAGCCGCGGCUGGUCCUCGUUUCUGUCGGCUGUGAAGAUGGGCACUUGACCUUGGAGGCCCCCGAAAUGCAGAGGCUGUGCGUGCCCGUGAAGGUCCCCAGGAAGAAUCGCGUGCUGAACUGCAGGGUGUUUGGACUGGAUAUCCAAGGCAGGGACUGCGGAGAUGAAGUGGCUCAGUGGAUCACCACUUUCCUGAAUUCAGAGCCGUAUCGACUGGUGCACUUUGAGCCCUCCAUGGUGCCAAGAAAGUCAAAGGACAUAAUAAAACUUUUCCGAAACACAGAUGAGGUUGCCUAUCCUGACUGUAGCCCAGUCUUGAUCCUCUCAGAAGCUUCACUGGACGAUUUAAAUGCCAGGCUGGAGAAGAAGGUUAAGAUACAGAACUUCAGGCCAAAUAUUCUUGUGACAGAUUGCAGUGCUUUUGAGGAGGAUACCUGGGAGGACAUUCUCAUUGGUGAUGUGGAGAUGAAAGGGACGGUGUGUUGUGCCAGGUGUAUUUUAACAACUGUUAACCCAGACACUGGGGUCCUGGACAGGAAGGAGCCUCUGGAAACACUGAAAAGUUACCGCUUAUGUGAUCCAUCUGAGCAACACAUAUACAAAUCCAGCCCUCUCUUUGGGAGGUACUUUGCUGUUGACAGAACUGGAACGAUUCGAGUUGGCGACCCUGUGUACAAGAUGGUCCAGUAAUGAGAGAGACUUUGAUCGGAAGAUGCCUUUUCACUUUGAUAUGCAAAUUGUUUUCCCAUGAACAUAGUCACCAGCAUAACUUUUUCUUAUUCUUUGCAGUAUUUUUUGUGCUACGUUCCUAAGGUGCAGGGUGGUCUUUGAGGCUGGGAAGUGCCAGUCAUUUCAGAUCAUGUAAUCUACUAGCACGCAGGUAGCAACCAUGUCUUUAGUUUUUCUGGAGGCUGUGAUAGAGGAAACUGAUCCAAGACAGACUUCACAGCACUACUGUGGGUAUCAUGCCUCCUAAAAUUUUAUGUCAGGCUCAAUAUCAGAAUCCAAAAUCAUGUACAAGGGCAUGUAUUACAUACGUUCAGUGCCUAUGAAGAACCACAGAACCAGUCAUGCCAAGCAUUAAGUAAAUGCGUUGGUUACGGAACUGCCUUUACAAGUGAAUGUGGAGUGCAGGUGGCAAGUCUCUGUGUUAGAUUCCACCCUUCUUUGAUCCUAAUCAUCUUAACCCUAUCUAUGUAUGGAGGUACUUUUUUGCAAUGUUUCUUACCCUGCAAUUGUUUUCUGAAGAUUGCUACUGUCUUUCAAGCUUGGAGCAAAUCAGAAGGAGGAUUGCGAGCUGACUGAAUGCUGCUCUAGUCUAGAGGUGGAAACACUGGCUAAUGAUGUGUAAGGCUGUGGGUUUGUUUAGUUUAUGACCUCUGCUUGAUGGAGUUUGAACCGUUGAUCUUUUUUCUCCUGUGAAGCAUACUGUAACACCGAGGGUGUAGGGGAGUGAUGCAUUUGGUAACGUAUCAGUAGAACUUCCAGUUUGACUGAAAGAAUUAGGUGUUCGCUGUGUCAGACACUUCACGCACAUUGGAGGGGAAGAAAAGCUAUUGGGAUGGAUCUAAUUCUGAGCCUGCCCCACUGAAGCUGAUGCCCAGGCCAAUAUUGUGUGGCUCUGUGUUCAUGCAUAGUUCCUCUCUGGCUCAGUGCAUCUCUUGCUAUAGUAAGGCAGGCUGCUAAGCAGAUAGUUGGAAAGCUGCAGUUUUAGGCUGAGCGUGUGGACCUCCUUGCUGGUUAUGCAUUUAGAUCUCUGGUUGCCCCCUCCCCUGCCCCUAUUACAACUAAAAUGUCAGCCAUUUGUAGGAGGCUGAUAAUUAUAUUUUCUGCUAUAUUUUAUACUGCAUAAAACAGAGAGGGCAGGAAACUAGUUGGAUUAUGGCAGCAGUACUUUAAAUAUUAUAUGACUUUUUUUAAAAAAAUAAGUGAACUCCAAGACAAAAGCCAGCCAUCUUUCAAAUGCCUGUUGCUUUGUUGUGGAUUACUAGAUCUAGGAAGUGUGUUAACUAGACAAAAAGAGGAAUCUAAUUAAGUGUGAAGAGGGAUAAAUAAGACACAAUUUGGUGUCUAGAGUCUUUGUUUUCUGUUAUGAAUAUGAAACUGCAAUUCUGCGGCAUGUUCAGAACUCAGACCUAUAAAAUGAAAAGCUGUUAAGCCUUUGAGCAAAUUCAGACAGAGGUAUGAAGCAUGAAGAAGGCAUAUGAGGAAGGUAGUUUUAUUUGUGAGCUCAGUGUUGCUUCGAAUAUUCUUUUAUUAGCAGAGUGCUCUGUAAGUGUUAAGUUUUUCUGUGACAGAUAAGUGCCCAGUUCAGACUGCACGAUGCAUCUUUGUGUAUUGUUAUGCCUGAUGCAGAAACUAGUGGGAGGAAGUAAGAGAAAAAGUGUCUUCUGAAAAGGAAAUAAUCCUGAAGUUCAGUUUUGAAAAGCGUAUGUUAAAGAUCCUUAAUAUUAGAAGCUGAAACCUUGGGGAAUUCCUAAUGGCAUUAUUAAGUAAAGACAGCCUGCUUAAGUGUGAGUCUCUUCAUUAAGUCAAAGAAGCAGAAGGAAAAGAAAGAAGAAAAGAGCUGAAGUUUUGCCUCUAGCCAGAAAAUUUUUUUUCACUGUUGUUUUAGCACCACAUUAAAAUUUAUGUAACCUAAAUUGUGUGGAAUAGGCUAUUGUCAAUUGGGCUAAUUUGGAAACGGAACUGUCUUUCCAAUGAGAAACUGCAUCUGCGUGCCUGGUAAGAAAGUGCCAUGGAUCUAAAACUGAUUUAUCCCUGUAAAAGCACCUUAGAAGCUAGAAUCCUAAAUCAGGUAUGCCUCUAGUGUACACCACCUGCCACAAUGACACUUAAAUCAAUUAUGUGAUGAAAGAGGGCUGUUCUGGGAAGUGGAGAGCAUAACUUACAAACAUUACAGUAUAAAUGUAUUCGUAUAAAUGUUGAACUGCUGUAACUGUAGGAAUUGUAUUUGAUUUUCCUAAGCUGUUCAGGAAAUCGACUGAAAACAUGUCAAUCAUCAAACACUUUUUAAAAUUGUCUACUUAAAAAAUGUUAAUUGCUUUUUUAACUCUGGAGGGAGAAAACAAAAAGUAUCAACUUCUAUGAAUCCAAA